Messenger RNA from Phragmites australis (common reed), 1469 nucleotides. RefSeq lists its product as uncharacterized. The record is from RefSeq and is a predicted model, not a curated record. The transcript has 5 exons. Lineage: Eukaryota; Viridiplantae; Streptophyta; Magnoliopsida; Poales; Poaceae. Bases 394 to 1221 code for a protein of 275 amino acids.
CUCUCUGCCCAAGUCCUAAUAUAUUAUCCCUGAAAUCCGAUGAACAAAAACCGUGGACCAUCACCGCCGGUAUCCCGUUCCCAAUUCCACAGAUUUCCACUCCACGCUCCCACUACUUAUACCAGACGAAAACCAAGCAAGAUCCCACCUCCCAAACCCCGAAACCUGGAGCUCAUAGGCAACGAACGGUAAGAAUCGAUUUCUGCGAUUCCUUGGAGCCCCUUGGUGCCGCCGGUUUCUUGAUAUCUCAGCCCCCAAAGCUGCAAUUUUUAUUUCCCCCUUCCUGGUUGGAUAGCUGCUUUGGUUGAGAGGCAUUGUUGGUGACCGGAGGUACAACCUUCGAUCCUUUCAUUGAGAUUAUACAUAAAGGCCAUUUUCAGAUCAUUAUCAAGCAUGCCUCUCCUUUCAAAGUUACGCUUGAUCACCGUGGAUGUGACUGGUACUCUGAUCGCUUACAAAGGACAGCUUGGGGAUUACUACUGUAUGGCAGCUAAGUCUGUCGGGAUGCCAUGUCCUGACUAUAAGCGCAUGCAUGAGGGUUUCAAGCUUGCAUACACUGAGAUGGCAAGACAAUAUCCAUGCUUUGGAUUUGCAGCAAAGAUGCCAAACAUUGAUUGGUGGAGGACGUGUGUUAAGAAUUCGUUCGUUAAGGCUGGCUACGACUACGAUGAUGAAACAUUUGAGAAAAUCUUCAGACGCAUUUAUUCUUCUUUUGGCUCCUCUGCACCAUACUCGGUGUUUCCUGAUGCGCAACCCUUCCUGAGAUGGGUGCGGGAAAAGGGACUCAAAGUUGGUAUUGUCAGCGAUGCAGAGUACCGUUACAAAGAAGUAAUCUUGCCAGCUUUAGGGUUGAAUCAGGGCUCGGAAUGGGACUUUGGGGUGUUCUCAGGCAUUGUUGGGGUUGAGAAGCCAGAUCCAAGAAUUUACAAGAUAGCACUGGAGAUGGCGGGAAACGUUGCGCCAGAAGAAGCGCUCCACAUAGGUGACAGCAUGCGGAAGGACUACACCCCUGCAAGGAGCAUUGGGAUGCAUGCGCUGCUCCUGGACCGAUUCAAGACCGCCGACGCUGAGAGCUGGAGGCAGUCUGGUGCGACAGUGCUCCCCGAUCUGGUUGCUACUCAAGAGUGGCUCACCAAGAAUGAGAAUGAGGAAACCAUAGCAGCUCAAGUGCCGAACGGAAUGUCCGAAAAACUAAAAAUGGGGGGCUUAACCGAGUUUUAAUGUGCUAGUUAUGUACUGAAGAUUCAAAAGAAACUUGUAAUGGGAGGAUAUAGGUGAUGAUUCUUGGCUACUGGCUAGUGUAAUUAGCUUGAGCUGCUGUCUGGCAGUAGCAUUUGGCGCUGAUGCUGUUUGCUGAAUAUGACUAGCAUAUCAGAGUGUCAUGAAUUGUAUUUCGAUGAAGAUUUCAAGUUCUGUUUUUAAUUCUUCACCUGUGUGAAGCAAUAAAGGACGAUGAAAUUAACUUUGCA